UUUCUCUCUUUGUGGAUCACUCUUAUUAUCUCAUUCCCGGCCACCAACUUUAAAUAGGAAGAUAUAUCUUUCUUUCUAUAUAGUCUGCUAGCCAUUACUUCUUCUUACAAGUUGUUAAGCAUGAAAGGAAUGGAUAGUUUCCUCUGUGCAUCUUCUGCUUCCACAGCCAUCAUGGAUCAAAGAGCCAUAGUCCGGCGAGCCCACAGAGUCCCCAUUAGCGACCAUGUUCAUGUUUAUGAUCGAAGAAGAAACCAAUCCCAUCUUCCUAUGAUGCCCUGUUCAUUUGAUCAGUUACCAAUUGAUCCGAAGCCACUGUACGAAAAAUGCAGGAGUAGUUUUUCUUCAGCGCAGAGCAGCGAUAGAGAUCAGCUACGUCGGAAAAGCUAUGCGGAAAUCCAUGAGCAAAGAAGAAAGAGUACUUCCUCCACUUCUCGGUAUCGGAUUGCUGAUGAUUCCACAGUACCCUUCAUCGACUGGAUAUCGGAGACUGACGCAACAUUGGUUCCUUCUGAUCAUCAUGAAGCAGCAGCAUCUAACCCUAGACUGCGAUUGAUCAUGAGAUCCAAUGAUGAAUCUCGUCGUCCACCCCCAGCUCCAUUAAGGUCUUCUUCUACUCGCUCUCGUAACCAGGUUGUGGUUCUGAGGGUGUCAGUGCAUUGCAAGGGAUGUGAAGCAAAACUGAGGAAGCAUCUCUCUAAAAUGGAAGGAGUUACAUCGUUUAGUAUAGAUGUACCAACAAAGAAAGUUACGGUGAUCGGAGACGUGACACCAUUGGGUGUGCUCGCGAGUGUAUCCAAAGUGAAGAAAGCUCAGCUCUGGUCUUCUCCAACAUCUUCUCAAUGGUCAGCAUGAUAGAUUGCUUGCAAUCUGAUUAUAAUUGAUAUUUGAUACGUUAAAUCAGUAACAGCAAUAGCAACUGUGGUGCGCAUGCGAGCGUGUUUGUAUGAUCAGCUGUCAGAUUCAUUAGUUAACCGUUUUUAUUAUCAGAUGUAUUGUAAACUAAUCUCUGCAAAAGCUUUUAUCUUGCCGAUAGAAUCGGGGUUUUCAAGUCCUUAAGUCAGUCAACUGGUUUGUUUAUGUUAAGAGAUGCAGCUAGCUAGUUUGGUGACUAAGUGAUCAUCCUAUGCUUUCUCAGUUUCUUGUGUUAUGUGAUUAUGUCCUUCUGAAUGUGCAUACCCUUUUCUUUCUCUUCA
Argentina anserina (silverweed cinquefoil) is the source of this 1193-nucleotide messenger RNA. Its product is annotated as protein SODIUM POTASSIUM ROOT DEFECTIVE 3. Bases 121 to 852 code for a protein of 243 amino acids. NCBI's taxonomy places the organism in Eukaryota, Viridiplantae, Streptophyta, Magnoliopsida, Rosales, Rosaceae. Gene Ontology annotation, molecular function: metal ion binding. The record is from RefSeq and is a predicted model, not a curated record. The transcript is spliced from 3 exons.